UGGCUGGGGAUGUGAGACGCACACAAUGCAAGCUGUGCGGGUGAAGCACUCUCAUCUGGCUGCUGCUGUACUCGUCGAUGUUCGGCAAAUUGAAUGCAGCACUGCCGCGGAUGCGAGGAUCGUUGUGAAUAGGAUGUGAGAAGGAUGUGCGAGACGGACAUGAAGGAGCGAGUUCCUCUGACGACGUCGGUUGGGGUCUGCGCGGCCCUGCAGGAGCCGCUCUGCUCAUGCCGGUGGUCCUGUGGGAGCUUGUGGAACUUGACACUUGUGCGUAAGAUGCGCCUGUCUCGGCGCGUGCUCUUCACGGCCACGCUGGCCGGGCUGCUGCUCUACUUCAGUCCGAACCUGCACACGCUGUGGGGUGGCCGCAGACAGCUCGGGCGGCCCGUAGACGUGGGCUUGGCAAGCGAACACGACGUGACGAGCAACAGCGCCCACAUGUCUAGCAUCGCGGCUGCCCUGCCUCAACUGACUGAGCUGCACAUUCCCUACCGGAUAAAGUCGGAAAUGCUGACGUUACUGCCCAGCAACACGUGCACAUGCGAGAGCUCCGCACCGCUGCUGCCCGUGCCGGGUCUCGACCGCCUCCUGCCCCACAAGCAGGUCCAGCAGCUGGAGGCAGCAUUCGAGGUGCCACUGCUGAAGGACACAAGCCGGCGCCGGCAGCGGGAGUACUUGACCUUCGCGCUCAGGCACUCACUCCCCGUGAAAAAGAUGCUGGUGGCAGAGCCCAACUCGCCACUCUCCUACCCGACCCAGGGGCUGCAGGUGGCACCACUGCAGACCAUCCUCAUACCAGGAUUAGGACUACAUAAUGGUGACAAAGAAAUGAAAAAGGUGACGCUGUCCGCGAAACUGGGGGUGCUGGACACAGUGGCGGAGGUGGGAGAGGUGAUGGCAGAAGGGCUGGGCGAGUCACGCCUCUCCUUGAGCAGCUCCCACCUGGAGAACCUCAACCUACAGCUGCGUACGGUCACGUACACCAACACGGUGUACCAGCCGGGCACCUCCGAAAUGGUGCAGCUGGAGAGCGGGAAACACAGAGCUGAGAUACCGAUCGUUGUAGCGCACCAGAGCUUGCCCUGGCUCUACGACCCUGGUCCUGAUGGAAAUAUCAGCAACCUCGUGACGGUGGUAACCAAGACGUUCUUGCGCUACGACAAGCUGAAGGGGCUCAUUGCCAGCAUCCGGAGAUUCUACCCGGACAUCACCAUCAUCGUGGCGGAUGACUCUGAGCACGUCGAGAUGCUCCGCGAGCCGGGUGUGGAGCAGUACAUCAUGCCUUAUGGGAAGGGCUGGUUUGCCGGCAGGAACCUUGCCAUCUCCCAGGUGAGCACCAAGUACCUGUUGUGGGUGGAUGAUGACUUCCUCUUCUCGGAGAACACGAAGCUGGAGCGCAUGGUGGAGGUGCUGGAGAAGACUUCACUGGACGUGGUUGGAGGAGCAGUACGGGAGGUGACCGGCUUCCAGACCACGUUCCAGCACAAGCUGGAGGUGCAAGCAGGAGGACCCGACGGGUACUGUCUGCACCAGCACCGUGGUUACUACCACCCGCUGGCCGGCUUACCCAACUGCGUGCUCACGGACGGAGUGGUGAACUUCUUCAUGGCGCACACGAGAAACGUGCGCCGGGUUGGAUUCGACCCUCAACUCAACCGCGUGGCUCACACAGAGUUUUUCAUCGAUGGGCUGGGUGAGCUUCGCGUGGGCUCAUGCAGCGACAUUUCGGUGAAUCACGCUUCCAAAAUCAAGCUGCCUUGGACUCAGGGGGACAGCGACCGCAAGUACAACGAGUUCCGCUACGCUAGCGGCGCAGACGGAGCCCUCAAGCGAAUGCUCCGCUCCCUUUACUUCAAGAACCGCCUGAAGUGCUACAGCAAGGAUUAAUGUCUAUUUUUAAGGCAUCCGUCCAGGAACCUGGAGGAGCCUGGAUGGAUGCAGCAAUGAGAUAUUAAAAUGUUACCAAUCGGUCCCUAAACCGACUGAACAACAAGUUUGGGGCAUGUUUUUUACACGUAAGCUGUCUGCCUAAAAAAACUGAUAUCGUUGCUCUUAUAUACACUCAGCAGUCAUAACUAAACACUCCAAUGGAAUAAGAGGAUUAUUUUUUGUUCACGAAACAGAUGUGUGUUAAGCACAAUGAGGACUUUGUUGAGGUUUUUGUGAGGGAAAGAUAUAGUGGAAAGAAUCGCCAUACAACCACCUAGUUUACUGGGCAAUGGGGACAAUAUAUUGGAUUAUUUUGAUUAAAAUAACAAUUUCGGAUAAAAAAAAUGUGAAUGUUAAUGAUGUGUUUAAAUCUUUUACACCAUUGGAAUCUCCUUUGCCAGUAGCAAAAUAUGAUAAUUGUUUUUUUACCCUUUUAUCUGGCAACAAAACUGACACCUUUUUUUUACAAGGAGUCGUGUUUGCAUUGACCACAAUGCCUGCGGUCGGAAUGCAAACAAAAAACACAACUCUGAUAAUGUAUGCACUGUCCAGUUUUCAAGGACAGUGCAUACAUUGCAAACAAAAAACACAACUCUGAUAAUGUAUGCACUGUCCAAUUUUCAAGAACAGUGCAUACAUUAUCAGAGUUGUGUUUUUUGUUUGCAUUCCGACCGCAGGUAUUGUGGUCAAUGCAAACAUGACUCCUUGUAAAAAAAUGUGUCAGUUUUGUUGCCAGAUAAAAGGGUAAAAAAACAAUUAUCGUGUUUAAAUCUCUUUGUUUGAAGUGUGCAUGUGAAAAAACACUUUUAGUGUGGCGUGUGUGAGGGGCAACUUUGCCCUGCUGCUUAUGAUGGAAUUUUCACUGUUUAUGUUGGGGACUCUUUUUCAUAAUGAAUAAGUUAAUAGCACAUAAAUAAAACCACUACUGUUUUGUAAAGCAUGGUGAAUAUUUUUUUCUAACAGCUCAACAUUUUUUU
Lethenteron reissneri (Far Eastern brook lamprey) is the source of this 2906-nucleotide messenger RNA. RefSeq names its product beta-1,4 N-acetylgalactosaminyltransferase 1-like. NCBI's taxonomy places the organism in Eukaryota, Metazoa, Chordata, Hyperoartia, Petromyzontiformes, Petromyzontidae. Gene Ontology annotation, cellular component: Golgi membrane. The record is from RefSeq and is a predicted model, not a curated record. Gene Ontology annotation, biological process: UDP-N-acetylgalactosamine metabolic process; UDP-N-acetylglucosamine metabolic process. Gene Ontology annotation, molecular function: acetylgalactosaminyltransferase activity.